Mya arenaria is the source of this 6165-nucleotide messenger RNA. RefSeq lists its product as uncharacterized. NCBI's taxonomy places the organism in Eukaryota, Metazoa, Mollusca, Bivalvia, Myida, Myidae. Gene Ontology annotation, molecular function: protein binding. Gene Ontology annotation, biological process: signal transduction. The transcript is spliced from 8 exons. The record is from RefSeq and is a predicted model, not a curated record. The coding region runs from base 303 to 3503 and encodes 1066 amino acids.
CGUGACAAGUCGUAAACAGGCGAGCUGUCAUGUAGAGCGUACAUACGCAAUUGCUUUAAAUACGCUUAAACUAUGUUUUAUAGUGAUGUGAAUGAAACUAUAUAAUUAACUUGCGUGAUCAACCUAAAAUAGCUUCGUUACAUGAAUAGAAAACUAUAUCUGGAAAGUAACAUUUAAACUGAAAGGAUAUUAAUAUGAGGUCUUUUCUAACGGACAUUGGUCUACAUUUUGCACACAAGUAGUACAUAUGCGGAUAAGAGUUUGUUACACCUGGUAUUAAAUUGUUUCCGACGACGUCACCAAUGAACAGGCCGACGAAAAGACCCAGCCUGAACGGCGAGGACCUAGCCAAGCCAGCAUCCCUGCUUCCUGUUAAGGCGCUGCGGGAUCUGGGUAGGAUGUUGCACCAGCCGCUGCACAUGAGCGGUACCUGGGAGAUGGUGGCGGAGGAACUAGGAUACGGCGUGCAAGACAUCCAACAAUUCGCCACGUCCGCUUCCGUCCAGCAGGAGAGGUUCCCGGGAGAGCAAAUGUUGCAGCACUGGGCGGCCCAGGGCGCCGGGCGGACAUUGUUCGUCCUCCACACUGUACUUCAUAACGCUGGCAUGCACGAGUGUGUCGAGUACCUGGAGAAAGAGAUCUACAAUGGUGUUGUGACAAUGUCGCUGAUGGUUUGCAUUCGUCACGAUGAUUCGAACUGUACGGAACACAUUAAUGUUCGGACACGCUCCGACUCGACAAUCCUCGAUAGUUUACGGAACGAUCUAGCUCAGCCAAUAGACGUCUGCUAUCGUCUCCUCGACUCCGGAGUUUCAUGGACCGGGACGCUUUCUAGAGAAUUAAAGGGUCGACAACUUAUGCUGCUGAAGCUGUCCUCGUCUUCUCCCACUGAACAAGACCCGACUAUCGGUUCUAGCAUCGACGUGUUAAAAAUUAUAAGAAAACCCAGAUCGCUAAAUACCAGCGGUUCGGAAAGCUUCCAGUCGACAAGUCAAGCUUCUAACGUCAUAUUUGAAACUACACGAUUCCCGUAUAACGACCCAAUGACUUUUAAGCCAACUGUUGUAAGUAGUCAAUGUCCGGCACCAAUCAACACGGUUGUACAAGUCGGAAAUGAAAGAAGUAACUCUUCAGAAAAUAACAGUGCCAUUAACGAGGAGGGAUCAAAAACAAUGGCCACUUAUUACAGAUCAGUUACAAGAACACUACCGUUACCAACACAAUUGGUUUCAACUGCAACAAGUCCGGGAUUACGUAAUGGUGAAUCGUCCACGUACGAUUGCGAUUCUAAUAAAACGUUACAAAAUGAGCCGAUGCAAACCUGGAUUAACCGCAGUGACAAAUGCCUUGAUACUGACAACAUUCAGGGUAUUCAGAGAGUUAGUACACACGGACACUGGAAAUCGUAUUCUGAGAUAAGUAUGUGCUCGUCAACAAAGAAGGGCACACUUGAACGUAACAUUUAUAGUGGCAUACUCUCUCCUAUUAAAAGAUCUUCAAUUGGUUCUAAAGCAGAAUCAAUAAACAAAGUGUCAAUGAACAUUCCAGUGUCUUCAAUGGAACAUCCAAACAAAACGGUCACUGCCUUAGCUGAAAAUUCCAAGGAACCUCAAAUGGAUACUGAAGAGAAUAAUUUUAAUGAAGCAUCGUUUACUAGAACACACUUUAAUGACACACAAGGGGAACCUUACAUAAAUAAAGAUAAGGUAGAAAACUCACGAGUUAUGCACAAUGAAGUUCUGAGUUUGUCUGACAAUGAGUGUGAAUAUGUUACUUACAGCGAUUUUACUAAGGCAUAUAAAGGUAAAGAUAAUGCUGUAGGUAGUGAGUACUCAGACUGGGAAUGCAAUUCCUUCGCUGAUGAUAUGUCAGCAGGAAUAGGUGAUGUUACUUUCUUGCCAUCUGAUGUGAACUUCGACAUAGGGAUACACGUUGAGAAAGAAGAUAAUGAGAUCGACAGUGACAAUUGUGAUGCUACAAGUGAUAUCGAUACGAGUUCCAUAACUUACCUUAAAUCGGUCGCGCAAAAAGAAAUACAGGACCACGCGAAUGGGUUAUAUCAGAAGAGGUCUGAGUCUGGUUUUGUAAAUGAAGGCGUGAUUAAGAAAGAAGAACGUAAUGAUGACAAUGAUUAUCCUUCUUCUGAUUCGUCUAAUUUUCAAUUUGCCUCCAGUUGUAAUUUGAAUUCUUUGCAGAGUUAUCACCUUCAAACAAUUGAUGAUUGUGGAAAGACAAUUCCGACGCAUUUAGAAAGUGAUAGAUACCCAGAAAUAAACACAAAUCGCAAUGGCUGUACAAAUUCUACCAGUAUGUCUGAGUUGUGUGGUUUAAGGCGAAACGUGCCUGGAAGGUUAAAUCGAAAGACGAAAGGAUUCCGAAACAGGAAUACAAUGUGUGGAGGCUAUUUGGGAAAAGCAGAAACGAAACAAUCAUAUGAAGUUCUCAGGAGAUUUCAAUCUUGUCCCACCGAAAGUGUAUACAUAGAUUCCACAACAGCGGACGUUGAUACCAUUGCCGAUGUUUUCUCAAUUGUUGCAUCAACAACACCUGCCAAUGAAUCGCUACCGGUAGAUUCGAAUUCAGACACUGACAGUUUUGACGUUUUUGUUCCAAAAAGACGAACCUUUCCGAAGGCAACGUUGGAUAGGUCGAAUGAUAAAGUCAAACGAACGAGACAUACCUUAUCGCCAAGCAAUCAACCGCGUGUAUCCUUUGACAUUAACACACCAAGUGAAACGGAAAGACUACCAAAAAGUAUUGCAAUGGAGUCUUGUGACGAAACCGGUCAUACAGCGACGUUUGUUGCAGCAAACGCUUGCAGAAACAAUUCGAAAACCGAUUCAAGGGAUGGUGAUUUGGCAUAUCUUGGCAAACCUUCUACCUUACAGAAUUUCCCAGAAUUCCAAAAUGUGUCCCUCAACUCGCGGUCAUCUUUAUCUACCGGAAGCGAGCACAGCUCAGAUAGGGGAGAUAACUGGAGACCACGACUUCCGUUGAGAAAUUCUGCGACACUAAGACCUUCGUUUGUUGAGCCAGCUCGGGCAGUGCCGGCAGGCCGUUCCAGUAAAAGCUUGGACCACCUACUCAAGGGAGACAACUUGUUUGACCACUAUAACACUCGCCUCCGAUCGUAUCCCGGCUGGAGCCCCAAGGAAACGGACUUCACGGUCGAGAGGACAAUGUCCAGUGUGAGGCAGCUGGACAGUUAUUUCAUCCUCUGGUACUCACGCCUGAAGAAAAACCUUAUCAUCACCGUCACUUCUGUAGGACAGAUUCUUCACACGCGGGUUCAUACCAAGAUUGUAGAAGGCGAUCGGUUGAUGUAUUACGUCACCAAAGACAAGAUGUUUAAUCACGUGAUUCACCUCCUGGAACACGUGACUAUGCAUGGCCUGCGUUCGCAUGGCGAAAACCGGAGGUCAGGGUCAAGGAAUUCUCGUUUCACCGUGUUACUCAAGCGUCCAGUAGAAGUUUGCUACAAUUCCAAAACAAUAUCUGUUUAAAAAUUGGUUUUUAAUGAUGAUCUGUAUGUUAAACGACGAGUUUAACACAUCAGAUUGCCUCUACAUCGUUUUGGACUAUUCAUCUUGCCCUUUUCAGUUAAUUGUCUGGGUGCUUUUUCAGGUAAUUCAAAACAUCUUUGGGGGAUGUUUUGAAAUCUUAUACUGUCUAUAAAUCUGGCUGACCUGGUUUUGUGCAAUCUUUGCUAUCCAUAUCAUUUAUUUAUUUAUUCAUUAAUUCCACAAUUAAUUGCAUAAACAAAGCAAUGUUUAUGGCAAAAACAAAUCACACAGUAUAACGGAUAAGACAUUGAAAUAUCAAGGCAUACGAUGAAUACAUUGCCAUCAUACUGUUUGUUUCUAAGAGCCAAAGGACAUACAAUUUAUGUGAUUCGAAUUUGAUUUUCUUAACAUAAUAAUUUUGAAAUAUUAUAAAUUGUUGCUUUUGAAAUUGCAUCAUUAUAGUGUCAAAUUUGUAAAUGAUGGCCAAUGUCAAAAAUAUUUUUUAAAACAAGUGUUUCUUAGUUCUCCGUAUUUUGGACAUAAUAAAAGAAGAAGGAGUUCAGUUAUUUAAAAAAAAUCUGGAAUAAUUUGUGUAUAGUGAUGUAGAAAGAACGGUGCAUAGACUAUUGUGAAAUAUGUUUUUGUGAUGUUAGAACGUUUCCUUUUUAAUAAAUGGAUAGUUGAAUGAUGGAACAACCUCGAUUAGCGUGUUAUAGAUGGAUAUUUCUACCACCUCAGAUAAGUAGAUCCAAUAAUUUAACCAUGCUAGAUAUUCUUAUCUUGCCCACGGGCGAAGAUAAAAUGCCCGUAUGGAACUCCUUUUACCACAUUGUAAUUACCUCCCUUGUUAUCAGUAGCAUCAAGUAAAUAUUGUCUUAUGGUAAUAUUUAGAACGCUAAUUAAUUAUUUCUCGCUUCAAUUGUCACCAUAAAACAGUUUUCAGGCACCAUUCAAGAAAUAAUGCUUCAUUCUCCUUAGAACUAUUUAAGAAGACCGAUUUGACUAUUAACAUUAACUGGAUCACUGCGCGUAUAUCUAUGACAACCGCGUGCUAUCGCAUAUCCAUACGCAAUUAUUUUCACUAAGCAAAAAAGAGUUCCAGCAAAAAAUACAUUUUUAGUUAAUUUUGUUUAACUGAGGUGGGAGAAAAAGCAUCUAGCAUAGCUGCUCGUAUAAGAUAGGUUCAUCCCGACCCUCGCGCAGGGUGUUUUGCGGAAACCCGGUAAACCUCGUUUCCGCAAAACACCCUACGCUCGUGUCGGAAUGAACCUAUCUUACACUCUCGGCCAUGGAAGAUACUUAUAUUCUCCCACCUCAGAUAAGUAGAUCCAAAAAUUUGACCAUGCUAGAAUUCUUUUCUCCCACCUCAGAUAAGUAGAUACAAUAAUUUCACUAUGAUGAAAACUCUUAUCUUGCACACGGGCGAAGAUAAAAUGCCCGUAUGGUCACCACAUUGUUAUUACCUCCCUUGUUGAAGACUGUCGUCUGUAGCAUCAUGGAAACCUUGUCUUUUGGCAAUAUUUAGAAUCCUCACUAUUUAUUUCUCGCUUCAAAUGGCACCAUCAUUUUUUUUCACGCUCCAUUCAAGAAAUGAUGUUGCACUCUCCUCAGAACUAUUUAAAGGAUGAUUUGACUAUAAACAUAAUCUGACUCACUGCGCGCAUAUCCAUGUCAACUACGAAUUAGUACAUAUCCAUACGCAUUUAUUUACACUACGCACUGAGGAGUCCAUCGAUUUUUUUUUUUUUUUACUUUAUUUUGAUUAGCUGAGGUGGGAGAAAAAGCAUCUCCCAUAGCCGCUCGUGUUGGAUAGAUUCGCCCAAACCCUGCGCAGGGUGUUCUGCAAAAACUCGGUAAACCUCGUUUCCGCAAAACACCCUACGCUCAGGUUGGAAUGAACCUAUCUUACACUCUUGGCCAUGGAAGAUACUUCUAUUCAAAAUGUGUGUAUCUUCCACGUUUAAGUAUCAUUAGUUUUGUUUUGCCAAAAUUGAUAUGUUACAGUUGUUUGCAACAUUCUUAUUCUUAUAGAGAAUAUAUUGUUAAAUGACACAUUUCCUGUAUAAUUUUACACCAGAAACAAUUUAACGGUAAUAUGUUUAGUAAACCAUAGAAUGGCAUGUAUUUAUUAACUUUUUUUGCACAGUCGAACCCCGUUGGCUCGAACUCGUUUGACUCGAAUUCCUCGUUGGCUCGAACUGAAUGUUUAGGACCCAUUUAUUAAUGCUUAAGGUAAUAAUUCCCGCUUGGCUCGAAUUUUCCGAGGCUCAAGGUAUUUUCGCUAGUCCCUUGGAGUUCGAGCCAAUGGGGUUCGACUGUAAUUGAAUUGCAGAUAACACAUCGUAAUUGUACUAAUAUCCACAUGUUCAUGCAUUCAAAUACAUUAAUUACAAUUCUUAAUUGUUUUUAAGCAAAAUAAAUAUUUGUUGUUAUUGCUAAUUUUUCCUGGAUGCAUUACAUUUUAUUACUCUAGUGGUACGUCGAGUAGUAGAACUGUGCGCGUGUGGACUGGCCUUACAGCCAGGACAGCUAGUUGAGGUUACCACAAAUAUCAUAAUAAUUAUCUUAUUCAUAUUGAAUAGACUGCUUCAUGCAUUGUUCAUUUCUAACUUUCAAUGUAAUAAUAAAAAAAAAAUAAAAAAAAAAAUAAUAAUAUUAAAAA